CAAUUGGUUCAAAUUGGAAACAAAUAAUAAAUUAAAUGACCAACGAAAAGUAAAAAUAUUUAUUUGCAAUAAAAUCACUUAAUUAUCAUAGAAAUUAAUCAGGCUAUAGUAUGAUUACUGAUUCCAUUCCUUAUGUAUAGUUAUAGUUUUUUUCCAUUGUGAACGCAUUACUCCUUAUACGGUUGUCAAAUUUUGACAAUUGAAUACCAAAAAAUUCGCCAAUCACAUUUCAAACACAAUAAUAUAAAAGGAAAAAAAAGUGAUUUAUAAAAUAAAAUUAAAAGAUUUUAUUUCAUAGCAUUAUUACCAAGAAUAGAGCGAAGUUCAUCAUGAACCAGGCAGAAAUAACAAAAUUAGUAUCGAAACUUCGAUUCAAGAUCCAGCCUCAGCGAAGACAAAUGCCUAGUAUGAAAGGUCCCAUGGGAAGAAUGGACAGGCUAAGGGAAAGCGUAACAGCUUUGAUUAAAUACGAACGGAUUGAACUGUAUUAUCCAAGAGCUGAUGAAUCACGCGGCUAUGCUGAAAGGUUGAUAUCGGAUGCCAUUCGACACGGCGAUCGGCACGGACCCACAAUGGAAAUGGCUAACUUUUGGAUCACAGAGAAGCAGUACAUCCAUAAAUUAUUCAAAGUGAUUGUACCUCGCCUACAGAACUGUCCACUUACAUAUACACGAUUAUACAAAGCGCCCAAAGUUUAUCCAGAUAUAACAUACUGGGAUCGUGCAGUGCUUGAGCUUCGUGGCAAUCCAUUUCCUUUAUUAAAACCAUCUCAAAGUGUAAAUCGUAAUUUCAUUCAUAACGUUUUACUUGAUGAGGCAAAGAAAGAAUAUCGGCGAAAGAAGUAUGCUCAACUAGAUGCUGAAUCACAAGAAACGACUACAUCCAAAGGAGAACCAAUUGACCAAUUAACUGAGCAAUUCGAACAUACCGCUAUUAAAGAUGAUAACGAGAACCAAAAAGCUGAUGAGAAUUCAUCAGAGAAAACAGAAGAGAAGCAAUAGGUUAGCUGAUGUACACUUCUUUUGUAACUAAUAAAAACAUGUAAUUAGUUUUACUACACGAAUUUAUUGGAUGAAAUACAGUGGUAAAAUAUGAGAUAUUAAAUCUUUAUUAUUAAAAGCGAAAUUCGUGCGAUAAAUGUGAAUAUUUUAGUAAGAUUAUUAUCGUUUAUCAUAGUCCAUGGUUCUCAUUAGGGUAGAGAUUGGAUCAAUUCGUUCAAAAACUCAUCCGGAUUCUCGAUAUCGUUGAGCAGACCUAGAAUUCAUUUUAAUAAAUUAUAGUUAUUUUUUGUACUCCAAAUGAAAA
Messenger RNA from Sitodiplosis mosellana (orange wheat blossom midge), 1305 nucleotides. RefSeq names its product 39S ribosomal protein L17, mitochondrial (gene mRpL17). Gene Ontology annotation, cellular component: ribosome; mitochondrial large ribosomal subunit. Gene Ontology annotation, molecular function: structural constituent of ribosome. Gene Ontology annotation, biological process: translation. The record is from RefSeq and is a predicted model, not a curated record. Bases 330 to 1001 code for a protein of 223 amino acids. NCBI's taxonomy places the organism in Eukaryota, Metazoa, Arthropoda, Insecta, Diptera, Cecidomyiidae. The transcript is spliced from 2 exons.